CUCUGUGCAUGCUCAGAAACUCAGCUUCUGGAGGGGGGAGGGGCUGGGCCACUUCAAGAGGGAGGCAUCUGCCGGCACAGCCGACUCCAUCCAGUCCGCUGACUACGGCGCUCCGAAGCAAGGCAGGGACGCGAAAGGAGGAGCCAGCCAGCAGCCCCCGGCCUGGGUGGGAGGGGACGCGGCGUCGAGGCCUCCGCCCGGGGCUUGAAGAGCGGCAGGGCGGGACGUAGCCGAGACCCGGAGCCGGAGCCUGCUCUGCCUCCUGCCUCUGGGCGCCUCAGCCGGAGUCCGCAGCCGGCUCCUCCCUCCGCGCUUUGUUUCCCUUUCCUUGGAACUCCCGGGCUCUCCCCCGCGUUCUUCUCCUUUCACUUUCCCGGGUCCCCCUCGCUCGCUCUCGCUCUCUUUCCGCCUUCCCUGCAAAGACAGCCCUCCCCUCCUCACUUUCCUUAACUUUCUCCCUCCGUUGCGCCCCUUCCUUCCUCGCCUCCCACUGCGCGUCCUUCCUUUCUCUUAACUCCUUCCCUUUCCUGCCCUGAUUUGCCCUGCUGAGAUCCCCCACCGCCCCACACCCACCGCCCCACUGCGACCCCUUGCCUCUGCGGCCAGGCCAGCCUCUCCUUCCGCCAUGCCCCACGGCGCUCUGCAGACGGAGCUGUACCCCUUCGAGAGGGUGACGGUGCUGGUCUCGUGCGCCCUCUCCUUCCUCGGGUCUAGCCUCUUGGUGGGCACCCACGCGCUGUGGCCCGAGCUGCGGACGCGGCCCCGGCAGCUCCUGCUCUACCUCUCCUUGGCCGACCUCCUCUCGGCCGCCUCUUACUUCUACGGGGCCCUGAAGGACUUCAGCUCGUCCACGUGGGAAUGCGUGGCCCAGGGCGCCGUGUCCACCUUCUCCAACACCAGCUCCUUCUUCUGGACGAUGGCCAUUGCCUUGUACCUCUACAUCAGCAUCGUGCAGGGAUCGCCGACGGGGACCAGCCUCCUCUGCUUCUUCCACGUGGUGAGCUGGGGAGUGCCGCUCGUCAUCACCGUGUUGGCCGUGAUUCUGAAGAAGAUCGGUUACGACGCCUCCGAUGUCUCUGUGGGCUGGUGCUGGAUCGACAUUGAGGCGGAGGAUCGGAUCCUGUGGAUGCUCCUCGCAGGGAAGCUGUGGGAGAUCCUGGCCUACGUGACUCUUCCGGUCUUCUAUAUCCUCAUAAAGAAGCACAUCAACCGAGCGCAUGCUGCACUGUCAGAGUAUCGCCCUAUCCUCUCGAGGACUCCGGCUUUACAACUGAGGACUUCUGUAGCGGAUAAGAAGCUGAUCCUGAUCCCAGUCAUAUUCAUUUUUCUCCGAAUCUGGAGCACCAUCCGAUUCGUCUUGACACUAUGCAGCUCCCCUGCAGUUCAAAACCCGCUGCUGGUGGUACUUCACGGCAUUGGUAACACAUUCCAAGGUGGCGCCAACUGCAUUAUGUUCGUCCUUUGCACACGGGUCGUCCGGAACAAGCUUCUUUCCUCCCUGUGCUGCUGGAGAUCUAGUAGCCCAGAGCAUUCCCUGGCGAGCCCAGAGAGCCGCUCCCAGGGCCCUGAUUCGGCCACCAAGGACUGGGGGGAUGCGCAAGAAGGCGACCGAGCGAGAGCGGAAUUCUCCUGAGCCUCAAAGGAACGCCCCUGUUUCAAUGGAAGACGGGGCCUUGCCCGGUCAGGAUUUUAUCUGUAACAGAAAUGCCUCCAAGUGCCUACAGAGGGAGCUACUUGCCUGAGAAAAAAGUAGCCAAAGUUUUCACGGGUCUGCGGUGAGGGGGCUCUUAUGAUGAACGUGCCCCUUUCUGGAAUCCAGUUCCUCAGCUGACUUUUCACUUCUCUCCCUCUCUUUUUUUUAUCGUGAGGGUGUUGCAAAGAUACUUCCCAGCUUCCACUUUUAAUUCUCCUCCUCUAAGGCUUGUUUUAGUGCUGUAGUUUUCUUUUAAGAGACUUGGGGAAUUCUCAAAGCUUUAGCAAGGGCUUCUUUUCAGGAUCAGGCAGGGAGGAAGGCGAGGGAGAAAGCCCUAUAAGGGAUUUGACUCUUGCGAAUUCACCCCAAAGAGAGGAAGUGCUCCAGAUUUUAGGUUUUGCAUGAUUGGUUGACUUACAGUGGCUGGUGUGUCCCAAGCACCCUCCAGGUGUUUUCGACUGACUACAACUCUCAUCAGCCCAAACCAGCAUGCCAGAACAUUGGGUCUCCACGUGGAGAGGUGGGUUUUUCUUUCAGAGUGUGCUCGCUUCAGAAAUUUCCUACAGGACGAAAGAAGAGAGGAAGAGUCUGCGAUUCGCUGUGGAGCUUUCCUGUGCAAAUAGAUAUAACCCAUGAGACUCCCUGGACUUGUAUCUUUCCAGAGGACUGUGGACUGAACACUGUUUAAAAAGAUCAUGUUUCCUGUUGGAAUUGUCAUAAUUAUGCACUGGAGUUUUGUGUGUGGUUUUUUUAAUUAUUAUUAUUUUUUAUAAAACAAGUAGACAAAGACUAACUUUGAGCUGCUACCUUAAGUUUUCUGGUUUUUCUUUCUUUUUUAAAGAAAUGAAUAAAUAAAGUAGAUUCCAUUUUGGUGAACAACCUUUAA
Messenger RNA from Podarcis muralis (Common wall lizard), 2579 nucleotides. RefSeq names its product G protein-coupled receptor 157 (gene GPR157). Gene Ontology annotation, biological process: adenylate cyclase-activating G protein-coupled receptor signaling pathway; cell surface receptor signaling pathway. The record is from RefSeq and is a predicted model, not a curated record. Gene Ontology annotation, cellular component: plasma membrane. NCBI's taxonomy places the organism in Eukaryota, Metazoa, Chordata, Lepidosauria, Squamata, Lacertidae. Gene Ontology annotation, molecular function: G protein-coupled receptor activity; cAMP binding.